Messenger RNA from Desarmillaria tabescens, 1341 nucleotides. RefSeq lists its product as uncharacterized. The record is from RefSeq and is a predicted model, not a curated record. Lineage: Eukaryota; Fungi; Basidiomycota; Agaricomycetes; Agaricales; Physalacriaceae. The transcript has 2 exons. Bases 118 to 1119 code for a protein of 333 amino acids.
UUGGAUUUGAAGAACCAAUAAGCUGAAUAUCGGCUAUUGAUUACUCAGCAGGAAAUAGCCCCUGUCCAGACGAUUGAGACAGUAGUAGGACAACCAACUGCCUUUUCCUCAACGACGAUGAGGGAAAGACCCUUUACCACCUAUGACUUUAUUAUGCAGCUCGACUCUGCCGAUAUGGGUAUCUUCAUAGAGGAGCCUCGACGAGGGGCAUCAUGCGCCACGCUCCUUCUCAAGACCCUCAAGACUCGUUAUGACUUCCUCCUACGGGGCCUCGGAAACAUUCAUGUCGAAUGCGUCGAAUACCGUAAAUCGAAUUCACUUUUCGAGGACUCAGAGCAUGAGUAUCUGGUGGUGACGGUGAAGGAAUCGUCAAGAUUCAUGCGGACAGGGUUCCUCUUGGUGGACAGGCUGGACGACGACCCUCCAUUUUCCGACACUUCGGCUCCGUCAUAUUUCGGCAGUAUUCUGUCGUCUAUCACUCAAUGGGUUUGGUCCUUGCUCCUCACUGUUCUAUACUUUUUCAUUGGACCGGUUCCGUGGCUUUUCGCUCCUUCCUCGACGACCUCGCCGCCCCCCACAGCAACUUCAAGCCGUCCUCAUCGCCGCAGAAAGAAAUGGGACCCUAUCGACACCCGCGAAAGACUCGUCGUCCUGCGCAACAUUGAGGACGCUCUGGAUGUUCAGGGCCAAUGCGCUUAUGAUGUUCUUAUGACGAUGGACCUCCGCCAGGCACCCAGACAGGUCACCUUCGAGGACUUUUUGCUCCUCGUCAGGACCACCUCGAGAAAUGCCCCGCUGCACAAUCAGUGCUUUUGGCUUGCCUACACUAUUUGGAAGGUUCUCGCGCUGGAGACAGGAGCACCCGUAGAGCGAACAAGGCGUGCUGUACGCCAGGGCAAACAUUCUUCUUGGCUGUGGCUGUCAGGUAAACAUUCUUUCGACGGAGACAAUGAAGUGAAUGGGGUGAGUACGCCAGAGACGAUCAAAUUGCAGUGGGAAGUGGCAAAGGUUUUUGCGAACCAAGAAUGGGCUGCGUCGCUACAGGCACUUCGUGCUCUGCAACGAAGCCCCUCAACAGGGACGAGCAGCCCGUCUACAGAUAGAGGCCGAAAUCAAUGAGCUUCUCGCGACGAUAGCGAGACUUGAACUUGAGCAGCCUGCUGGUAAUGUGUUCACCAAUGCUUGAAGUCUUUAUUUCUCCCUCAUUCACCAUCUUCGACUGUUCUAUGUAAUACUACUUGCCAUCUCGCUUUCAAACUUAUCUUUCUGUCUGACUGUACUUGCCUUGUUUCUGCUAUACUAUAAAAAUCUCUAUCGCCCGACCUAUUUUUCCAUUGCGUG